Molecule: messenger RNA, 1266 nt
Organism: Talaromyces rugulosus
Lineage: Eukaryota; Fungi; Ascomycota; Eurotiomycetes; Eurotiales; Trichocomaceae
Exons: 4
Coding region: 1-1266 (421 amino acids)
Biological process (GO): amino sugar metabolic process; peptidoglycan turnover
Molecular function (GO): ATP binding; phosphotransferase activity, alcohol group as acceptor
Source: RefSeq, a predicted model, not a curated record
AUGGUCACCCUCAAUGUCAUCGGCCUGAAUUGUGGGACAAGCAUCGACGGCAUCGAUGUUGCCCUCUGCCGAAUCUCAUCGGUGCCGGCGUCCGGUGAUGUGAAGAUAGAGCUGCUUUCGUAUACCGAGAUUGCGGUUGAUCCCAGUCUCCGUGCGACAGUACUCCGUCUCUGUCGUCCUAACCAGGAGGACGCUGCCACCUCCAUGGCCGAAGUCUGUGAUCUCAACUUUGCACUUGGCCGGGAGUUUGCUCGGGCUGUUGAGAAUUCUGGUAUUGACCUCGAAAAUGUCGAUGUUAUUGCUAGCCAUGGCCAAACCUUGUGGCACCAACCUUUAGGCGAGCAGCGAUCUACGCUACAGAUGGCAGAGCCUGCUGUGAUUGCCCAGAAGACUGGCAAAACGGUCGUCAGUGGCUUUCGAGUUGCUGAGUUGGCCGCUGGUCGUCAAGGAGCCCCCUUAGCUGGGUUCUUCGAACACGCACUGCUUUCCCACCCACAAGUGACACGAAUUAGCCAGAACAUUGGAGGGAUAGGCAAUGCAACUAUUCUUCCCGCAACCAGCAACAUCCAGUCGACGUACCUGGCUUUUGACACGGGCCCAGGGAAUGUCUUCAUCGACGCUGCAAUGCGCAUCCUCACGAAUGGGGAACAACAUUACGAUCACAAUGGUGCUCUUGGUGCAAAAGGCGAGGCUGACAUUGAUGGCGCCGUUGUUGAUGACUACCUGACCAACGAGCCGUACUUUCAACAAAAGCCACCAAAGACUACAGGACGGGAGCUAUUCUCCGACGAUGUCGCUCGUUCGAUAGUAACAAAAAUGAAAAGCGCAGGAAAGUCCCCAGAGGCAAUUAUUGCCACUAUCACUCGCAUCACGGCCGAGUCGAUCGUCCGUGCCUACGAGCAGUUCGUUGUUCCUCUCCUUGAGGGCGAUGGAAUCAUUGACGAGAUCUAUAUAUGUGGAGGCGGGGCUUACAACCCCAAUAUCAAGAAGCAUAUUCAAUCUCGCCUACCAAAGAGUCGGGUCUCGAAUCUCGAUGCUGCACCCAGCGAGUUAGACCCGAGCGCAAAAGAGGCUAUCCUGUUUGCGCUCCUAGGGUUCCUUGCUAUCUGUGGGCGUACAGUCCCGGUAGCAGCAGACGCUGAGAGUACACACUCAGCCAUCAUGGGAGUAGUGACGCCGGGACAGAACUAUCAUGACGUUUUACAAAGAGUGGUCGGGAAUCCUGACUUCCUAAGCAAACUCGUCCUCGGAAGGGUCAUAAUGUGA